AUGCAGAUGCUUCUACAAACAUUUGUGAAAGAAUGGGUCGCUCUCAGGAGCUCAGUGACUCCAAGCGUGGUACCGUGAUAGGUUGCCACCUGUGCAAUAAGUCCAUCUGUGAAAUUUCCUUGCUACUAAAUAUUCCACGGUCAACUGUUAGUGAUAUUAUAACAUAGUGGAAGCAACUGGGAACAGCAACUCAGCCACCAAAUGGAGCCAGGUCAGGGCAUGCUGAAGCAAACAGUGCAUAGAAGUCACCAACUGUCUGCAGAGUCAAUAGCUAAAGACCUCCAAGUUUCGUGUGUGGCCUUAAGAUUAGCACAACAACGUGUAGAGAGCUUCAGUGAAUGGGUUUCCAUG
Staurois parvus is the source of this 351-nucleotide messenger RNA. The record is from the annotation of a GenBank genome assembly. NCBI's taxonomy places the organism in Eukaryota, Metazoa, Chordata, Amphibia, Anura, Ranidae.